AUGAAUUUGGUUAUUACAAUCCUGACUAUUACAACAGCCCUCUCCUUAGUAUUAGCGACUGUAUCUUUUUGACUACCUCAGAUAAAACCAGAUGCAGAAAAACUCUCACCCUAUGAAUGCGGCUUCGACCCAUUAGGAUCCGCCCGACUCCCAUUCUCAUUACGAUUCUUUCUAGUAGCUAUCUUGUUCUUAUUAUUUGACCUAGAAAUCGCCCUACUCCUACCACUACCAUGGGGAGAUCAACUCCAUAACCCUACCAGCACCUUUUUCUGAGCUACAACAAUCCUAAUCUUACUUACCCUAGGUUUAAUUUAUGAAUGAGUCCAGGGGGGCCUAGAAUGGGCAGAAU
Messenger RNA from Triplophysa rosa, 349 nucleotides. Lineage: Eukaryota; Metazoa; Chordata; Actinopteri; Cypriniformes; Nemacheilidae. The record is from the annotation of a RefSeq genome assembly.